Messenger RNA from Paramecium pentaurelia, 1158 nucleotides. NCBI's taxonomy places the organism in Eukaryota, Ciliophora, Oligohymenophorea, Peniculida, Parameciidae. The record is from the annotation of a GenBank genome assembly.
AUGUUAAAAUUAACAGAAAUUAUGGAUUCGACAUGUAACUUUUGUGAAUAUCAAUAUGUACAUAAAACACUAAAUUAGGACUUUGCAGUCAUUAUCAAAAAGGCACUCUAUGAAAAGUAUUCAUCAUCCCAGAAUUAUACUUACAUUCGAAUCAUCAAUGAUCUAAUAUUUGCUCGUAGAAGUCGAAUCACCAAUAAAUUUAAAGACUAUCUCUUUUGGGAUUACCAUGAUGAGUAUAUGGAGAACUACUUUCAUUCUCCAUUUAAUAUACUUUUUGAUACUAUUCAUUCCAAUGUAUUGGUUAUAACUUAAAAUAGACCAUUAGUCCCAAAAAUUUGUGCCCCGCAUAUUUCAUACUCCUAUAGCUAAAACCAUGGAUAAUUACUACAAUCCCAAAAUUCGAUAAUCUCGAAAAUACUCAAACAUAAAUUCCAUUAGUGUUUCAAAAAUAUUACAAAGUAGUCUUCUCUAAAAGUAUCCUAUUCAUUUAUAUUUCAAGAUAAUAAUAAUAUAGUUCAUAAGGAUCCAUCUUUUUUAUCAAAAAUUAACUUAAUGAUAUUGUUACCAAUAGUUCAUUAUCCUUUCAUAAUAAUAAUAAGUAUCUAUUAUAAUUAUUCUAGUAAUUAAGAAGUUGGUGUCUAACUUAGAUUGAUCUAUUAGAAAUUCUGUGAAAGAAGAUAAGAAUUCAAAAAAUAGAAAUUAAAAAAGAAAAGUUAAGCACAUUCUAUUGAUAAAGAAACUCAAACUUAAGGAUUUCAAUUUAUACCUAUCAUUUAUCACAAAGAUAAGUAAUUUCUAUAAAAGAUCAUCAAACAAUAAAAGGAAAAAGAAUCUACAUAGAUUUAGUUUCAAAAAUUGAACAAAUAAAAUAAAACAUAAAAAUAUAGAAAUAGUGUAGAAAUCAAUAAUAAUAGAUAUGGUUCUGCAUCUAAAAUAUCAUAAUAAUCAACUGCUAGAGUCAUUGAAUCAUAUGCUUCAAGUAGAUAUAAUUCGACUGCUACUUAAUAAAAAAUUAUUCGAUCAUAGCGUACAAAAUCUUAAACUCAAGAUUCAAAUAACAUAACUAAAGCAUUAGAAAGUUAAUUCAAUAAUUAAAUUGAUAUUAAGUAAACAUUAAAGAGGGUUGAUAGUGGAAUUAAAUAACAAAAAGUUAAAUGA